Molecule: messenger RNA, 489 nt
Organism: [Torrubiella] hemipterigena
Lineage: Eukaryota; Fungi; Ascomycota; Sordariomycetes; Hypocreales; Clavicipitaceae
Source: the annotation of a GenBank genome assembly
AUGAAGACGACGACACUCUCCACCGCCCUCUCGGCUAUUACCCUAGCACCCCUUACACUAGCAGCGAACUCUACUCCAGACCCUGCUGCCAUUGCAAAGGCAGAGGGUGCUGCAUUCAAGCAGGCCUUUGACGGCAUGCCCAAGUGUGCACAGUUCUGCAUCAAGAACAAUACGGCGCAGGUCGGCUGCAAUGUGACGGAUCUUGCGUGCCAGUGUAGCCACCUGCGGCCGCUGAUUGUCGAGGUUGCUCCGUGUAUGAUUAAGGAAGGAUGCGAGAUGGAGCAGAUGAUGCAGGUUGGAUCGACAGUGCUCACGCUUUGUGUCGACUUUUACAAUAAGACACACAACGGCUCGCUGCCGCCUAUGAGCGAGAUUCUCGCGGCCGAGGCUGCUGCUUCAAAAAAGAAGACAAGUGCUGGCUCUCGCGUAUAUGCUGGAGGAUGGGUGCUGGUAGCUGGUGCUGUGGCGCUGGCAGUUUCGGCCUUGUAA